AGGCUCCACCUGGUCCUGAUGAGGAUACUGGCAAUACUGUGAACUCAACUGGAAACAAUAAGAACGAUACACAGGUCGAAGAUGAAAAUAAAGCCAACCUUAUAAAUCAAGUCUUAGAGCUACAAAAUACUCUCGAUGAGUUAUCGCAACGGGUGACCCGCGUGAAAGAUGAGAACGCAAAGUUAAAGUCUGAGAAUCAAGUGCUCACGCAAUACAUUGAUAAUCUCAUGGCAUCAUCUACGGCUAUGCACGGAAGUGCAUCGAAAGCGAACAAUGCCGCCAUGCCUGCGCCGCCAAAGAAGGGUCUGUCUUCAUUCUUUGGACUGGGCGGUGCCAAGAAACCCACGUGAAGCUAGCAUAGUCUUUUCAGUAUAAUUCAAUUAUUUAUCCUCGAAGUGGAAAACGCCACAGCAGUCAGCACCAAGUUUGGUGUUCGAAAUCAGAUUGUAAUCUAGUGGACGAACUUUAUGCCAUGCGGUCCUUGAAGAUAUUCUCAGUCGAAAUGGAAAGCCAAGCUAUUUUUCUUUUACAACGGCUUCCUGUACCACUCUAGUGACCAAUUCUGCUACUUUUUUCCCGUUAAAAAUCCUUUAAUUGACACUUACAAUGCACUUUACUUAAGACUCGAGCUUCAUUAUAGUCAUUCACGUGCAAAUCCUACUAAUCUGCCUUGCCAUGGUUUCUAACAAUGUAUGGUAUCUGCGGUGCACAAUCUGCAGUUAUAAAAAUAUAUCCGCGUAUACACAGUUCGAGUUAUGCGGAGAUACGUACGGCAUAUUCAGCUUGCGUAUUCGGAAUACACCGAUAAUGAAACAAAAAAAAAUCGC
This is a messenger RNA of Sphaeroforma arctica JP610, 827 nucleotides long. RefSeq lists its product as hypothetical. Gene Ontology annotation, cellular component: trans-Golgi network. The transcript has 3 exons. Lineage: Eukaryota; Ichthyosporea; Ichthyophonida. The record is from RefSeq and is a predicted model, not a curated record. The annotation marks the transcript as partial.